AUUUCCCGUUUCCGGUGACCGACUUCUAGCGCAGGGCAUAUCGGCAUCUACGGCAACCUCAUUUCACACCUCAAAAAAACAACAACCAUGCUCCAUUAAUCAUGCAGUUCAGACCUUCUUUUUCCUCAAACGUCUUCCAUCCCUUCACACGUCGUGUGCCCGACUAUUCCAAAGCACACAAGAAAAAGCGGACAGCCGCCUCAUCGCCCAUAGCUCAGAAUGUCUUCGAACACUACCUGUCGCUCCUCAACAUCAGCAUAUUCUCGUGACUGCAAGACGAACGUUCAAAAGGGAGGAAGCACAGGGAACAACAAGGCCUACCAUUAUUCGCAUGAUGAGAGUGGAAGGAGAGAGUCGGACGGCACUUACAUCCCCUCUGGACCGGCUCGGAAAAAGGGAUUUUUUAAGAAAGUUUUCGGUUGUACUUGUUUCGAAUUCGAUGAGGACAGCGAUCCUGUCGCACGAUAUCGACCACGACAGCAUGCCGUCUACGCCAGAUCACCUCCUGAGCCUAUACCCCCAUACUCUCGGACGGACCCUCAUCCGCCCCCCCGCCCCUGUCCUGCAGCAGAUCGCUCUGUUGCGUCCCUUGAUAGCAGUUCUUCACUCCCAGCACAAGAUCAAUCUCAACUGCUCUUCCUUCCCGUCAUCCCUCGACCAGAGGACGAAACUCAAAAGACAUAUCCCGUUCCCAAUGGUAGUUUUGCAGGUGGCACGACUGGCGGUGCCGGGGCAGGGGGCGGCUGAUGAGCAUGGUCGCCUUUCAUAACCACAAAGCAGUAAAGCUCAAAAAGUAGAAUGCCCGCUACAUCACUUCAAAAAGUUCAGUUAGAAGUCUGGAUCAUAUAAUCUAGUGUAUCCGGAGCUUCUUGUACCAUAUUAAACAGCUGUAUUUGUAAUAGAUACCCAGAGGGCAGUCCUGUUGUACUACUGCACUCUCUGAAGAGCUUUAGAACCUUAGGUGAAAGGGAUGAAGAAAACGUUCAUGGUUUUCAACGGCAGACCAACUCACAUUAUGCC
This is a messenger RNA of Cryptococcus deneoformans JEC21, 1020 nucleotides long. RefSeq lists its product as hypothetical. The coding region runs from base 332 to 769 and encodes 145 amino acids. The record is from RefSeq and is a predicted model, not a curated record. NCBI's taxonomy places the organism in Eukaryota, Fungi, Basidiomycota, Tremellomycetes, Tremellales, Cryptococcaceae. The transcript is spliced from 4 exons.